Oncorhynchus nerka (sockeye salmon) is the source of this 8169-nucleotide messenger RNA. RefSeq names its product CXADR like membrane protein b (gene clmpb). Gene Ontology annotation, cellular component: cell surface; cytoplasmic microtubule; membrane. NCBI's taxonomy places the organism in Eukaryota, Metazoa, Chordata, Actinopteri, Salmoniformes, Salmonidae. The record is from RefSeq and is a predicted model, not a curated record.
AGAUGUCUUUGUGGUCAGAUGAGGCAAUGUGAGCGCUUCAGGCUCUAGAGGUCUCCAUCCAGCAUGCAGCAACAUCCACCUAUCGGAAUUCUUCCCCUCACUGUCUAGUGCAGCGGACAGCGGUAUAGGAAGGGGAGGAGAACGCUCAGAGCCACGGAGACAGAAGGAACCUGAGACACGCACGCGUCCCGAACGACACAGAAAGGAAGGGAACUUUGAUUUGACGCGUGGCCGAUAAUGAUGAAAUUGACGACACGAAAGAGCUGCAUUCCUUAGUGAAGGGAAUAAUUGACAUUUCGAGUGUUCCAAUAUAUAAUGUCCUUGGAUCCCUGCUCAUUGUAGAUUAUAUUUAAUUGCUCUCUCCUAUUUCUGAAAUCUUUCUUUAUUGUGAUUGUACACUUCGUUCACCCGCAUGAAUUUUAAGGCAGUCUGAGCGCAUUGUUUCCAUUUUCGUCGCAUGGGAUUUCCAGUCGUGUCGGGUGCGGUGAUGUCUGCAACAUUCCGCUCUUUGUUUCUGGUGCUGCUGAGCCUGCUGACGGCCGGCGCCCAGACAGAAAUGAAGAGAGUCGUCGGAGACAACACCACCCUGCCGUGCCACCAUCAGUUCUGGCAAUCCAAUGUGCAGUUGCUUGACAUCGAGUGGCUACUGCAGAAGCCCAACUCCAAGCAGAGAGUGAUCAUCACGUUUUUCGGGGGCCAGGUUUACACCAACGAGGUGACCAGCGGGACCAGUCGUCUGUCUUUCGCUGGGGACUACCUGAAAGGAGACGCCUCCCUGCUCCUCAGUGACUUACAGCUGACCGACUCUGGGGAGUACUACUGCAAGGUCAAGAUGGGGGGAAAGUACCACUGGAGCCAGGUUAACCUCAUAGUGCUGGUGAAGCCCUCUAAGCCACGAUGCUGGAUGGACGGCAGGCUGCUGGAGGGCAGUGAUGUUAAACUGAGCUGCAAAUCCAGUGACGGCUCAGACCCUAUCAAAUACAAUUGGGAGAGGGUGCUGGAUAAGGGAAAGAGUGUUGGGAACCUCCCCCUACUGGCACUGAGAGAUCUGAAGAAUCCAGAGAUCGUCACCCUGCGGAACCUGACGAAGGACAGUACAGGUGUCUACAAGUGCACUGCCAGCAAUGACGUUGGCGAGGAGAACUGCAUCAUCGAGGUCACCAUGCAGUAUGUUCGAGGGAUGGGCGUGCUGGCAGGUGCCGUGGUGGGUGUCUCCUUUGGUGUUCUCCUCAUCAUCCUAAUCAUCUGGCUCGUCUUCCGCAAGAAGGAGAAGAAGAAGUAUGAGGAGGAGGAGACUCCCAAUGAGAUCAGGGAGGAUGCAGAGGCUCCCAAGGCCAAGCUGGUGAAGCCCAACUCUCUGUCCUCGUCCCGCUCUGGCAGCUCCCGCUCCGGGGCCUCCUCAACACAGUCCAUGGUGCACAACACUGCCCCCCACGGGCACCGCCCUCGGCCCCCAGCGAUAGCUGCCCUUAAGGAGAAUGGACAGCCCCCUGACUUCCCCCAGUCCCCCCCAGCAUACACAACGGUGGUACCCCCAAAGACCCCUGAGCCCCCUGGCACCCCCAAAUUCAACAUCAACUCCAGGAAACAGAUCUCUGGGCCCACUCCCCCCACUCUCAUGGUCCCUGCCCAGACCAAGGCCUUUCAAACUGUGUAGGAUGGAGAAGAAAGUCUAUCCUGGCUAUGUUGAUGUGUAAAACCCACCCCUUCAAAGACACAAACUCUUCCGUUAAACAACGAAAUGCAAGUAGUAAAAGGAUGUAAUUAAAAUAAUCAAUAAUAUAAACCCCAAAACUGUUAAUGAAUGCAUACUUUAAAAGGGAAAAUAAGAAAUGCUUGCCCCCUACUGAAUAAAAAACAACAAAAACAAAAAAACUGAGACAGAACACUUUUUUGUUUGUCUCGUGGCUAAAUAACUUAUUUUUACACUUUUCUUUCUACUUUGAAGUCAUGGGAAGCAAUGAGCGAUCACAGCGCUGUGUGCGGUGAGGUGUAAGAAAAACCCAGAGUGGAGCUUUUAUUUAUCAAAUCAAAAGGACAGGAAGAGUGCAGAGAAAAAGGAAGAAAGAAGGAAUGGGUUGAGAAAAGAGAUCCAAAGUGGAGACACGCAGCUGACGACAUGACGGAGGGAUGAGGGCAUGAAACACUGAGAGAGAACCACGCCUCUUUAUUUUGGCCUAGUGGUGUCUCUGACUCAUCCAACCACACCACUCCCAACAGGCAGACACACCAGAGCUUCCAGCCCCCACUACAACCACACACCCCUGGCUUUCUGACAGAGAGCAUGCUGUGUGCCCUGUGAGGAGAGAAACCGCUAGAUCAACCCUCCAGAACACAGGCGGCCGAUGGCACCUUAUUUGGAGAGGACGGGCUCAUAGUAAUGGCUGGAAUGAAAUACAUGGAAUGGUAUCGAACACGUCAAACACAUGGUUUCAUUGUGUGAUGCUAUUAAAUGCACUCCAUUCCAGCCAUUAUUAUGAGCCAUCCUCCCCUCAGCAGCCUCCUGUGCUCCAGACUCUGUGAUGCUUUACGAACUCCAUGACGACAUCUGAGACACAUCAUGUUCCAUGGUCCUGACCCCAUUCAGAGAACAGCUCAUUUGCUUUUCUCAAUAGGAGAAACUUUAGCCACAUUCAUAGGAUGCAGCACUGACAUGGUAGCCAAUCCCUAGCAAACACAGCUGAUUAAACUAAUUGAAUUCUAAACUGAACAUCAUGAUUAGUUGAUAAUUGGAGUCAGGUGUGUUAGCUGGGGCUGGGGCAAAAGUGUGACACCAAUCAGGCCCCUGAGGACUGGCGUUACCAUCCCAUAUGGUACGGAAACUCUUCCCCAAAUUAGCAUAUGGAUGAAUUGGGUGUUAAUGUACAGUACAUAGAGACACAUGACUGAAUAUACUGAAUAAUAAAAAUAACUUUAAGACAAAGGAGGUUUAAUAUCCAUUAUAUUUCAGGUUGUGAAGGGUGACAGACAGCUAUGUCUCAGCCUAAGGAAGUACCACCAAUCCCCAGGAUGGGUCAUCGUUGCUUUAUUUACUCAUUUAUUUACCUCCACUGUUUUGCAAUGUUACGGAAACCAAAACCUGUCAAAAAGUCAAUGAAUGUGUGUUGAACAAAGAUGGUCACUACGAUUAUGUUCUAUGCUUUGUAAGGUACUGAAUAGAAGGAAGUAAAACAUAGUUAAAGAGACACAAAUGACAUUGAAGUUAAUCCCCGAAAUACUGUGGAUGAUUGAAUAGAGGAAGGAGUAUGAUUCUAGGGACUAUUGUACAGUGUGCAUGGUUCCACCCCUGGUAGGUACUCUCCUUGGAUCCACAACAACAGAGUGCCACUCGAUUACUGUCUGAUUGUUUUGAUAGUUUCUCUGUACAUUCUCUGUACAUUGGCCAAGCUUUGGCAUCAGCCAUCCCCUUUGUUGUACAUCUGUCUGACCCUGUGCAGUUUGAAUGAAGUAGGCUAUUUAGUGUGCCUUUGAAAUCCCUAUCCCUGUUGAUGGUUUCUUUUUCUGUCCUUAUCAUGAAUGCACAUGUGGUUUGAGUUAUGUGUUGAUCCAGCUUUGGGAAUCUACUAUCAAAACACAGUGAGACAGGGGCAUUAACCAAACCUGUGGGAUUAUAUGUAUCUGAUCAGAGUCCAUCUGCGCUCUUUUAAGGUCCUUACUACUGAAAAGGGUCUGUUGCAGGUGCGUAGGAGUCAAAGUAACAAUACUGGACGAGAUAGAGACCUGCACCUUGCCGAAAAAAGAAUAGAUCCAAAACUUAGGCUUGAAUGCAAAAUCAAGAUGUUUAUUGAAACAUCAUGGUGUCCAAAGAAUAUAGCAUAGUGCAUAAAUCAAAUGUGAAAACAAAACACAAAUGUUUCUUCCUCAGGCCAUCAGUGGACAUUUUCAGCACACACCUGGUUUCUAUUUCAAUGAUACUUGCAUGUCACAUGGGCAAGAAAAUACAUCAGAAAAUCUAUAAAGUAGUACCUAGUACAAUAGAAUGCAUGAUCUAGAUUAUAUACAAUUGCGGACAGAGAGAAAUCAUCAAUUAUUACUUAUAGAUGUACAAUGUGAACAUUUCCUCAAAAUAAAUAACACAGGAUUGUAAGAGUAGGGAGCUAGAGACACCACUAGCUGGGGGUAUCGUACACAAAUAGUUGCAGAAAACACUUCAAUAACAAUUAUUCAUUCAUGCCUAAAAUAGAAUAUAACGUUAGAAGACCUGCAUGUGGAUACUGUUUGAUAGUGUAUUGUUUUCCAGUGGCAGAGCUGUAGAAUACGCUCACUUUGUAAUAGAUAUCCUUACAUGCUGCACAACUACGACAGAGGUAGAAGCCAGUCACCUGGUGUCAGCCCUAACAGUGAAAUCCCUGACAUUCCUGGCCCUGUAGUGUGAAAUGAGAGGAGGGUCAGAGAAAAUCUUUUGGCAAGCAGGAUCAGCAAUAAGCACAUUCCAAUGCUACUUAAUAGCUCCCUUGAUGUCAUCACUCCCUUGAUGGCAUCACUCACAGAACAAUAUGUAACAGUACAGACAUGAAUGGUUUUUAUUUUAUAAAUUUUUGUAUUACUUUUAUCCCUUCUGGUAGAGGUCUCAUCAAUGGGACGUACUCUACUGAGAGCACUAGAGGCAUGUAGGCUUUGUAUACAAAGUAGUGGACAAAGACCCUGACUGAAGGCGCACAAGGCUAUCCCGGAAGAAUAUCUCGCUAGGACUAAUCUCUGCUAUAAUAUAUGUAUAUGUAUAUGUAACCCAAUCACAAUGCAGAGGGUGUACAUCUCCAUAAUGAGACAACAUUCCAUGCCAAGGGAAUGAUGUACAUUAUAAAUCUUCUUCAGGAUCGGUGGAUCCCCUGCGGGACGGUUGAGUUAACGAAGGCUAAUGUUAUUAGCAUGAGGUUGUAAGUAACAAGUAAACAUAUCUGAUAUUGUCUGAAAGCUUAAAUUCUUGUUAAUCUAACAGCACUGUUUCCAGGAGCUAUUACAGUGAAAUAAUACCAUGCUAUUGUUUGAGGAGAGUGCACAGUUUUGAACAUUAAAAGUUAUUAAUGAACAAAUUAGGCACAUUUGGGCAGUCUUGAUACAACAUAAUGAAAAUUAAUGCAAUGGUUCAUUGGACCAGUCUAAAACGUUCACAUACACUGGUGCCAUCUAGUGGCCAAAAUCUAAAUUCCACCUGGGCUGGAAUAAUACAUUAUGGCCUUUCUCUUCCAUUUCAAAAAUGAUGGUACAAAAAAAUACAAAACUUUUUUUCUUUGUAUUAUCUUUUACCAGAUCUAUUGUGUUAUAUUCUCCUACAUUCCUUUCACAUUUCCACAAACUUCAAAGUGUUUCCUUUCAAAUGGUACCAAUAAUCUGCAUAUCCUUGCUUCAGGGCCUGAGUUACAGGCAGUUGAAUUUGGGUAUGUCAUUUUAGGCGAAAAUUGAAAACAAUGGUACAUGCCUUCAGGGCCACACCAACACCCACACAUUCUCAUGUUAGCCGCUCAUUCAAGUGAGAAGAAUAGUGGGACCAGCUAGGCAUAACCUAUCUGAAUGGAAAAGACUGCAGUGUAGACACGCAGUGUUUAUAUUAGUUUCUGUGACUUGCAGUAUACAGUUGAAGUUGGAAGUUUACGUACAUUUAAACAAAUACAUUUAAACUCAGUUUUUCAGAAUUCCUGACAUUUAAUCAGAGUAAAAAUUCCCUGUUUUAGGUCAGUUAGGAUCACAACUUUAUUUUAAGAAUGUAAAAGGUCAGAAUAAUUGUAGAGAGAAAUAUUUAUUUCAGCUUUUAUUUCUUUCAUCACAUUCCCAGUAGGUCAGAAGUUUACAUACACUCAAUUAGUAUUUGGUAGCGUUGCCUUUAAAUUGUUUAACUUGGGUCAAACGUUUCGGGUAGCCUUCCACAAGCUUCCCACAAUAAGUUGGGUGAAUUUUGGCCCAUUCCUCCUGACAGAGGUGGUGUAACUGAGUCCGGUUUUUAGGCCUCUUUGCUCGCACACACUUUUUCAGUUCUGCCCACACAUUUUCUACAGGAUUGAGGUCAGGGCUUUGUUAUGGCCACUCCAAUACCUUGACUUUGUUGUCCUUAAGCCAUUUUGCCACAACUUUGGAAGUAUGCUUGGGAUCAUUGUCCAUUUGGAAGAUCCAUUUGCAACCAAGCUUUAACUGACUGAUGUCUUGAGAUGUUGCUUCAAUAUAUCCCCAUAAUUUUUUUUUCUGAGGUCUUGGCUGAUUUCUUUUGAUUUUACCCAUGAUGUCAAGCAAAGAGGCACUGAGUUUUAAUGGAGGCCUUGAAAUACAUCCACAGGUACACCUCCAAUUGACUCAAAUUAUGUCAAUUAGCCUAUCAGAAGCUCUAAAGCCAUGAUAUAAAUUACCUGUGUCAGGCACAAAGUAGCUGUCCUAACCGACUUGCCAAAACUAUAGUUUUUAAACAAUAGAUUUGUGGAGUGGUUGAAAAACGAGUUUUAAUGACUCCAAGCUAAGUGUAUGUAAACUUCCAACUUCAACUGUAUGUCUAUUAUUGAAAUCAAUUCAGUUUCACAUGCAGCAAUCUUGUUUUCUCUAGUGGUAACAAUGCCCGUCCAUAAUUCAUACUCAUCUAGGCCUCUGGAAGUCGCUCGCAUGCUAUCUGCCUGGCAAAGCCGUCUUUUAAUAUAGCCAUGCACCGGCCUCUUUGUGUAUUGACAGCUUCCCAUCACACACACAACCAGAAACACAGACACACACACACACAAACACACAGAAACACAUAGAAACACAGACACACACACACAAACACAUAGAAACACAGACACACACACACACACACACACACACACACACACACACACACACACACACACACACACAGAAACAGACACACAAAUGCACAUAAAUACAGACACACACACAUACAGUACAUAGUGAACCAAAAGCCGAAACAGUCAGCCUUGUUAUUUCUGUUCCUUCAGAGUACAUUUGAUGGAUGGUUGGCGGGCAUUACGACUGACUGAUGGCACUCCCCAGCAAAGGGAGCAUAAAAAGAACCAUUGCAUAGCCCAGGAGACAAUACACACACACACAUGAACAGUGCUAUGUGUCUUAGCAUUCUCAAAACAAAUGCUCUCACAGUUUUCAAGGGAAAGUGAGAGAGUAGUGGGAGAGGAGGGGACAUAAAACAAGAUUGAUAUCGAGCCAGAGCUCUAGGCUCCUCCAUUUAAAUUCCCUCCACUGCCUAUAGGAGCAGCUCGGUGGAGGAUAAGAUGCUUUGUCUUAAAUUCCUCCGACUUUUCGAUUUGCUUUCAAGCAACUGGAGGUCUCAGGUGGAAAAUUCCCCAGAUUAUGAGCUCUCGCGUCGCUUUUCCACAUCUGUGCCAGCUUUGUGGACUGUCAAACCUGCUCUGUUUUCUCCAAAUGAAUCCUGAUAGGCUUUUGUCUGAGCAGUCGGGAAUUUAAACUAGGCUUUUUCUCCACCCCCAGAUUUGCAACACCGACAAAAUGGGUCUUAAAGUAGCUCUACUAUAAUGUUAUCAUCAUUCAAAUGUAAGUGAAAUGAUUCAUGAUUCUGAUUAUCCUACAUUAUAUUAUAUGACUAUGAAUCUCAUGUAGCCAAUACGUUUGUGUUCUUAAAGCAGUUUUGGGGAUAAGCAGUUCAGCAUGACAGAUUGAAGCUCAGACUGUAUUUGGACAGCCUCUGGCACGGGAACAUGAUCUGUUGUGACAUUCUGAAAAGGGAGGGGUGGAAGUCCAUCUCAGAAAGGAGGCACGCAAAGGGAGCUGCAUGUCAAAAGCUAUGGAGCAGAUGAGGGGGAAUGCUUUGCUUUGAUGUAAAUGUAUACCAGUAUUUGGCUAAAAAACAUGAUUGUAAAUAUAUAUUACAGAGAGUUUUAUGACGCUUUUAAUUUGUUUUCUAUUUUGGUUCUUCCAAAUCCAUGUACUUUGCACCUUUGUGUGCUGUGCUCAUCACGGGUGAGGGUUGGGGGUUGGGGGGUUUGGUUCUGUCUGUAAUAACCUUGACUGGAUGUCAGACAGACAGCUCAGCAUAGCAUCAUUAAGGGAAAUUUAAACCACUCUUUACUCUUCAAUAAUCUGUCAUCUUCUUUGUAGUUGCUUCUCUUUAUUUGUUGAAAACAAUCCAUGUAAAUAUUACAAGUAAAAAAUGUAUAUUUUUACUACUUCUGAGUUAUUACUAUUUCAUUUGCAAAUAAAAUAUACAAUGACAAGUUA